Messenger RNA from Pan troglodytes (chimpanzee), 6261 nucleotides. RefSeq names its product unconventional myosin-Vb-like. The record is from RefSeq and is a predicted model, not a curated record. The transcript has a single exon. Gene Ontology annotation, molecular function: GTPase binding. The coding region runs from base 1587 to 2354 and encodes 255 amino acids. NCBI's taxonomy places the organism in Eukaryota, Metazoa, Chordata, Mammalia, Primates, Hominidae.
UGGUAUGAUUUAAGCAUGACAAUAAUGAGAUAGGAAUCAUACUAUUAUUCCAUUUUUACAGGUGAAGAAAUCAAGGUCUACAAAAGAAAUCAAAUAAUAUGUCCAAAUUCAUAUGGGCUUUGAUUUUUGAACUUUCAAAUUUUUGUCUUUGCUUAAUACCUUUUGUUUUAAAAUAAUUUGACUCAUAAGAAGUUAAAAAAAGAAGUAAAAUGAAUGACUAUGCUAUUUUCAGGCAACUUUCCCCAAUGAUUAUAUAUAACUUAACCUAGUACAUUGCCAAAAUCAGGAAAUUGACAUUGUUUCCAUACCAUUAACUUAGGUUCAGACCCUAUUCAUAUUUCUAAGGAUUUUACAUGUACAGAUGUGUUUGAAUGUAUGUGUGAUGUGUGUGUAUAGAUCUAUGAAGUGUGGAUUUAUGUAACCAUUACCAUUAUCUGGAUGCAGAACUGCUCUAUCACCACAAACAAAGUACAUGUUUUCACGUUAUCCCUCACUAAUCAUAUCUUCCAGCCAACCCUAACCCUUGGCAGCUACUGUUCUGUUCUCCAGCACUGGGAUUAUGCUAUGUAAUUCAGGUAUUUUUUUUGAAACCAAGCUUAUGAUGUUGCUAAAUAAAUAAUAAUGUUUAUAAACUAUUAUUUUCCAUCUUUAUAAAUGGCAUACUGUAGCACAUAUUCCAAUGUGCUAUACAUGUAUAGGUGAGCCAAAGUUUGAACAUCGAUCUAAGUGCACAAACAUAAAAAAUAUUGUAUGCUUUUAUCAUAAUAUCUCUAUUUGUAAUCUUUUUCCCCAAAUACUAGUAGUAGUGAUGUUUGCUUUCUCUUAUUUAAACUAUCAGAAUCUUUAAACUUUCUCUUAUUUAAACUAUAGUCAUUACUAAUUGAAAGUAUGUUUGAAUACUGCCUGAUUCCACUUACACAAGAUAGAUAUAUAUAUCAGUCAUAUCUAUGUGUGUGUAUAUAUUUAUAUAUAUGUCAGUCAUAUAUAUGUGUGUGUAUAUAUUUAUAUAUAUGUCAGUCAUAUAUAUGUGUGUAUAUAUUUAUAUAUAUCACAUACACACAUAUAUAGAUGGAGUUAGGUCUAUGAUCUCUAUAUAUUUAUAUACACACAUAUGUAUUUUUAAACUAUUACAGGAAGCAAAUAGUACAGUUGAUUUCAUAUAACAAGAGUUAUUGGAUAUAUAUGGGCAAAAGUUAAUGCAUAUGGGCAAAUAAAUUGAUGAACUUACAGACUCAUUUAUUUGACAUAUAUUUAUUGUGUGGUCUCUAUUGAAUGCUGGUUAUCUUCCAGGAGCCUAAAAUUCAGCAGUGAAUGUAACAGGCUCAAAUCCUUGUCCUCAAGUGGCUAAUAUUCUAAUCGAGGGAGAAGACAAUAAACAAAGUUAAUAAGCAAAAUAUUCAACAUACUAGUUGAUAGGAAGUUCUUUGGUGAAAAAUAAAGUAAGAGGAAAAGAAUGAGAGGAAGCUCUAAAAGCAACUGAAGAUUUACAUGAAGAAGCUGCCCAGGCGUUGGCCCAGAGUGAGAGGAAGCACCAUGAGUUCAACAGGCAGGUCACAGUUCAGUGGAAAGAAAAGGAUUUCCAGGGCAUGUUGGAGUGCCACAAAGAGGGCGAGGCCCUCCUCAUCCUCAACCUGGUGACAGACUUGAAGCCCCAGAUGCUGUUGGACACAGUGCCCUGUCUCUCCGCCUACCUCCUCUACAUGUGCAUCCGGCUCGCGGACCAAACCAACGAUGAUCUCAAGGUGCACUCCCUGAUGACCUCCACCACCAACGGCACUAAGAAAGUCCUGAAGAAGCACAGUGAUGACUUUGAGAUGACGUCAUUCCUGUUAUCCAACACCUGCCACCUUCUUCACUGUCUGAAGCGGUACAGCGGGGAUGAGGGCUUCAUGACUCAGAAUACGGCAAAGCACAACGAACACUGCCUUAAGAAAUUUGACCUCACCGAAUACCGUCAGGUACUGAGCGACUUUUCCAUUCAGAUCUACCAGCAGCUCUUUAAAAUUGCCGAGGGUGUGUUACAGCUGAUGAUAGUUUCUGCCAUGUUGGAAAAUGAGAGCAUUCAGGGUCUAUCUGGUGUGAAGCCCACUGGCUCCCAGAAGCACUCCUCCAGCAUGGCAGAUGGGGAUAACUCAUACCGCCUGGAAGCUAUCAUCCGCCAGAUGAAUGCCUUUCAUACAGUCAUGUGUGACCAGGGCUUGGACCCUGAGAUCAUCCUGCAGGUAUUCAAACAGCUCUUCUUCAUGAUCAACCCAGUGACUCUUAAUGACCUGCUCCUGCGGAAGGACGUCUGCUCUUGGAGCACAGGCAUGCAACUCAGGUACAAUAUAAGUCAGCUUGAGGAGUGGCUUUGAGGAAGAAACCUUCACCAGAGUGGAGUAGUUCAGACCAUGGAACCUCUGAUCCAAGCAGCCCAGCUCCUGCAAUUAAAGAAGAAAACCCAGGAGGAUGCAGAGGCCAUUUGCUCCCUGUGUGCCUCUCUCAGCACCGAGCAGAUUGUCAAAAUUUUAAACGUUUAGCCUCCCCUGAAUGAAUUUGAAGAACAGGUAACAGUGGCCUUUAUACAAACGAUCCAGGCACAACUACAAGAGCAGAAUGACCCUCAGCAACUGCUAUUAGAUGCCAAGCAAAUGUUUCCUGUUUUGUUUCCAUUUCAUCCAUCUUCCCUAACCAUGGAGCCAAUCCCAGCAUGUCUCAAUCUGGAGUUCCUCAAUGAAGUAGAUGCAUGUUUAGUCUGAUUCCCGAUGUGAGCAAAAAGGAAGUAUAGACAGUAAAGUAAAUUCAAGGAUCUGUUAAAUCUGGUAAAAGUAGAUCAAACCAGAGAUUGACAGCCUGUGGAGGGUGCUGAACUAUACAGAAUUAGACACAACUAUGGCGUUAUUUUUUGUAUGUACUGCUCAGAAUAAAAACACUUGAAAUGUGGAAGAUUUUAAGUUUGAUUUCAGUCCAACAAAUAUACAUAAUAAUUUAUAGACACCAAGCAGUCCCCAUAGCCAUAUAAAAGAUGCCAAUUCUAUAAAAUGAAGCUGCCGAGUUUUAAUCUUUGCAUAUAACUGGAGAAUGUCCAAAUUGAAAUACUAACUAUAUAUAAGUCACAUAAAUUGCCUUCAAAGGGCUUUUAACAAAUAAUAGUACUAAUAACCAUGAUAAUGACAUAUACUGACAUUUCCCAAAGUUUGCAAACCAUAGGUGUGGUAGAGUUUGUGGUGAGAUGUGUUAAGAACAAAAAUAUGGGGAUGAGACUUCCGAGAAAUGUCCCCAAAAUAUUUUUUAAUGGCUGAUUAUACAAAGACAGCAGUGUAACUGACCUCCAAACCAGACAUUUUGAGUACUGGUUUCUGAAGCAAAAUUAGAAGUGCCAGUCCUCAGUGUCCUCAAACGCUUUUGUGUAAUCUUGGUUUAAUGGAAGAGAUGAUUAAAAUGCUGCUACCUGAAACUCCAAGUGAGAAAGAUGGAAAAAUAAUUUGUGUCUGAUGCUAGUCCAUACACUUUCCAAGUCCCACAAAACUCUCACAAAAAUGUAUAUAAGCUAAAUAUUACAAAAUGAUAACAACUUGUUUUAUUUAUAGAUGUAAAAUCCAAACAAUGUGAAAGCUUUUAAUCUCUUAAUACCAUUAAGCCUCCAGUAAGAGCCUCAUAUAAUGCUCUACUAUUCCAAACAACUGAAUAGUAAAACAAACUAACCUCGCACAUCAGAUUAUCUGAAAAACCUUCAAAAAUACUCAGUUCAGGGAUUACUAUUAUACAAAAGUUUGGGGUUUUUUCAAGAGAAUAAAAUGGCUUAGGUCAACUUUCCCCUUUCAGGUUAUUUUCAACGUUUUUCAAACGUUGUAAUUCAAAAUUGUAAAUAUCUCUCCUAUGAAAUAAGGAUUUUAAAAAAGAGUAAUUCAGUAAUAUAACAGACGUAGAUGUUUGCUGCUCUUAGAAUUUUUUGUUUGUUUGUUUUGGGGCUCUUCAAAAGCAAGCAUUCAGUUAGAAACCCAUAUUAUUCUUUCCACACUUUUUUUUUAUUAUACUUAAAGUUCUAGGGUACAUGUGCACAAUGUGCAGGUUUGUUGCAUAUGUAUACAUGUGCCAUGUUGGUUUGCUGCACCCACUAACUCGUCAUUUCCAUUAGGUAUAUCUCCUAAUGCUAUCCCUCCUCCCUCCCCCCACCACACAGCAGGCCCUGGUGUGUGAUGUUCCCCUUCCUGUGUCCAAGUGUUCUCAUUGUGCAAUUCCCACCUAUGAGUGAGAACAUGCGGCGUUUGGUUUUUUGUCCUUGCGAUAGUUUGCUGAGAAUGAUGGUUUCCAGCUUCAUCCAUGUCCCUACAAAGGACAUGAACUCAUCAUUUUUUAUGGCUGCAUGGUAUUCCAUAUUCUUUCCACACAUUUUUUUUUACUGUCUUUUCCCUAUUUCUUGAUAGCAGUAUGCUGUUUCCAUGAUAAGAACAAAUAGUGUUUGCCAAUCAUAGAAGAACAGCCUCUGUAUUACAUUGAGAAAAUGAGAUUUAUCCAUGGAUUGGAAGUAGAACAGCCUGCCUCCACCCUCCUUUACUCAACCACCCAACUUAAAAGGCUCUAGGAAACACAGCACACUCCAAGCUACCUUCUGUACUGUGCCCUUAGACCACAGCUUCCUCAGUCAUUCUCUGCAUCUCCUGGGGCUUAACCCAGUCUUAGCCUGCGUUGAGGCUGCUGAUAGUUGUGUUCCAAUCAGUUGCCAUGGACAUUAUCCCUUCCACAUCCACAUUAAACAUGCCAGCUUCUCUUGGGUGUCUGCAGAGCUGUGCCUUUUUCUUUCAGUUUCAGUUACAUAAUCACUGACGUCCAUGACACUCACACAUGGAUCCAUGUGCUGACUUCAUUUAGAAAGCCAAUCUAAAACAGCUGGGUUUGUGGCUACCUCUUUAAAGUUGUUUGUGAAGUAUAAUUUGCUUUUUGAUGUACUUUAGUUUGAAACUGAGUCCCUUAUGUAAGGACUGUCCUUAAUCUUAAAAGACCAAAAAUGCCUUGUUAGAGAGUUAAGGAGUUUUGACAUGCAGUGGUUCCACAAAUACAGUGGCUUACUGUCCUUAUAUACUGUCUUACACCAUCAUUCUCUCCAUCUCUCUUGGUCACUACUGUCUGCUGUCACUGGUUAAUUACUAGAUGCCAAGAGCUUACUGAACAAAAGCUUGGCAAUCAGAAUAAAUGGGGAAGGAAGGACCUUAUGAAUUGUCUACUUAGCCUAAGAAACGACAGGUUUAGUUCUUCUCUUCCAAAAGAUACAGGUAUAUCACUGGAAUUGUACUUAAAAUUUAUAGAUGACUAGCAAAUAUAUACUUUAUAUGUACUUAACAUUUAGAUCAAUCUUAUUUAAUACUUGGAGGUUAGAAGAAGCAUCUUUAGGGGAACUAUAUAAUAUUCUGUUAGCAUUUUCUCUGCAUUUUUAAAAAUCAUUUCAUCUCAAACACUUAUCAGCGUCAUGAAAUCAGUAAUGACUCUUAAACAAUUCAACAUAAAGGUUUGAACUCUGUGCUAGAUGUCUGUUUAAUUUUUUAAUAUUUAAAAUUUAGUUCAGGCUUUUCUCACCAGGUGCCUUUAGUGGUGACUAAGAUAACUGACUUCUCAAUUGUUUCUCUGAAAUAAGUGUUGCUGUGGGAAUAAUUUUAAUGUUCAAUGUGAUAUCAUGGUGGAGUUUUGUCUUUUAAAACAUUAGAAGCAUUUUAAAUACUAAGAAUCAAAUAUUUAUAGAUCAAACACUUGUGUUUUAAGUAUUAUACGGGACCUGUUUACAUAUAGUAAAUGUGUAUGUAUACAUGAGUUGUUGCUGAAGCCGACAAGCAUAUUACAUACAUGCAUUUUCCCUGUGCCAUCCUAGUUGCAGUUAGAGUUCUAGUACCUGUAGGCUCUCCUGGGAGGCAGAUUAGACCCAAAGGUAGACAUUUUUCCCUUUCCCUGAAGCAUGAUGGUGGGAGUUGAUUCUUUGAUUUCCUUAGUACCAAACUUUAAGGCUUUUGUAAAAAACAAAACCAAAAAACUAGGAGCUUGGAACAUUUAAAAAUUAACACUGCUACCAUCAAUUCAUCAAAUAUUUACUUAGAACCUUCAUACAUUAAGAUUCUGGUAACCAAUAAAUUAGAAUUUAUUUCUUCUGCAUAAAGUAAAUUUUCAUACACUCGACCUACUGAGACAGCAAAGGUGUCCUAAUUUGAGGCAUUUGUGUAAUGCCUACAUAACUAAAUGGUAACUAAAAUGGGACAGCAUGGGGCAAGACCUUGUAGUUCUUCACAGACUAUU